CCUACCUACAGUCGCCAUCUUGGAAUCAAUAUGCACGUCGCGUUUUCCCGCCAAAGACAUUUGUGCCGCGCCCAACGUUGAAUAGAAAGAAUCAUGAUGAAAGAAUUUAUGUUUGUUCGUUCGCCUUUGUACGGUGAUUGUGUAUGAUGAAUUUAUAACAGGUUUAGUUUCUUAGAAUUCAAUCUAAGGUGGUAAAGUGGAAGGUAGUAUAAUAGGUAGGCAUGUACCGGCUUACCUACUUACGUUUUUUUAUGGUAGGUACCUACCUACCUCAUGCCUACCGACAUCAUCAAUAUGUAACAGUCUGGGGUAAAGAAACCUUACCUACCCAUUUCGGUAGCCUGAGAAACAGACUGAGAAGUCACGUGCGUCGUCGUGGUGAGAGGAUAGGAUAUAUUGUAGUCUUUGAAGGAUAGGCCUCAUUUCUCAGUCACGGAUGCGCAUUACAUAUAUUGAUGUUAGGUACCUACAGUUGAUAAAUUAGGUACUCCGAUAUGGCCUCUUCAGCACCCUAAAAAGUUACUACAAUAAUCGUUAUUCCGAGUUUUUUUUGUUCUGAGUUCUGUGAUCACUGUCAUUUGUCAAUCACGUGAGUUGUCACUUGUCUGUCGCAGAAAAUGACAGUUGUUGACACAGUUUUUGUUUUGACAUCGUCGUUUUAAAUAGUAAAACUGGCUAAAUUGCAUUUUUUCUCAAUAAUUUCACAUUUCUAACAAAAUGGAUGAAAUAGAGUACAAACUAAAUACGCUCAACAGCGUCCUAGUCGUGAAUGCGAUCGAGAAACUGAUAACUUCAGUGAAAAGCAAGUUCAAGCCGGCGGAGCGGCAGCGUUUUGUUUUGGAGAAUGAAGAGCUGAAGUAUUUGAGGGAGAAGUGUUGUUCGAAGGAGGCGGUGGUGAGCCUGACCGCGUGCCAGGGGCUGCUGGCGCUGGUGGAAGGAGGGGUGCUAGAGAUUGGGCACACUUUGUCCACGGUUAUAACCUUACUUCCUACUGCACAAAUAUACACCGCAUUAAUCUCCACAAUAGCCAGUCUCCUGGUCCUGGACCUCAAGUCCCGUCUGAUUCCGGGACAGACAUACACCUGUCAGUGGUCUCUGCGGAGUCCACAACAUCCAUUCAUCACUGUGCUGGAGAAACAUGGCCAAACUACGGAUGAUGUCAUUACGCAAAUGCACACUUUGUGUACGCAUCCUGAUUAUACCGUAUCCUCCAACAGCCUCGAGCUCCUCCGGUCGGUGUUCCUCUGGCUGCUCGCGCGGCCGCAGCCCGCCACCGCCGCCGCCACCUCUGCUGCGUGGAGCGUGCUGCUGGGGGUGCAACACAGCGCGCAGCCCGACUUGGUGCUGGACUGCUUGUGUUGGCAACAGAGCAACACGCCAUCAUCUGCCGCCUCCACGCUGACCUCCUACUCUGUGGUGACGGCUGCGGCGCCGCAGCAACAGAGGGAAGCUGCCGCGGUCCUGCUGGCCCGGCUGGCGACGCCACUAGUACUGCACGGUCGCGACCCGCGGCCGUGCUUCACGCUCCUCUCGCAGUGUUGGUCGGCGGUGAGCUCGCCGGCGACCGCGGGGGUGAGCCUGGCGCUGCUGGCGGACACGUGCAGGCACUCGCUCGCGCCCGUGUCGCACUGUCUAAACAUAAUAAGCAGUAGUGACUACCCUUCAAUAUCACUCAGUAUGUUCGUAGCACAAUCCCUGCAAUGGCUCCAGAUGCCUUCGACCCUCACAGCCAACGAUCUGAAAGUCGCCGCCAAAAUACUAGAAAUACACCAAACAAACACUAAACAAGACACAAGACAAUACAUGCCGAAUCUAGAGUCAAACAAAGUAUUCCUAACAUUAAUGAAUACGGAUAGAAAAGUGUCUAUCACGUUUCGACUGCUAAAAACUUGGGAACGAAUCCGAGAUGACCCGGCGAAAUUGAAAAGCUGGUUCGAUGGUAUAGAAAGCGUUGACAGUUCGGUGCAACUUGACUUGGUGACAUUUUUUCUGGGGUUGCUACUGGAAAAACGAAAGGAGGAUUAUUUCGAAGAAGUGGUGUUGAGGGCUUUGAAGCUGUUGGUGAAAUUGGUGGAUUUGAAGAAAGUUUUGUCGGUGCAGUUGAUGGCAGUGUUGAUGUAUAAGAUAGCCAAUGAUGAGUCGCCGAAAAUUAAGCUAGAAUGCUUGAGGGUCCUGCCGUUGAUGGCCAAAACUAAGGAGAACGUGCCAUCGAUAGUGGCGACACUGAACAGACUUCGCGCCUCCAACACAGUACCUCAGUCGUUUCUACUACUACUGUAUAGCAGCCUCACUGUGGUGCAGCCCAGGUGUUUCCCGUAUUUGCAGGAGGUGCUGAUGGAGACAGCGACAGGCCCCCACAACGUGAAGUGGGAGGUGGAAGCUGCACGGGCCGAGGCCGUCAGGACCGUUUGUGAGGCGCGCGGAACCCUAGGCCUAGAGCUCGUCCCCAUCAUCUCGUCCACCCUCAACCGCUGCACGGACGCCGGUGGGACGCCCCCCACUCGCAGCAGCCUGCGCGCGCUGCGGGCGCUGUGGGCGCAGCGGCUGGUGGCCGCCGCCGGCACGUGGGACGCCCUCGAACCGCGCCUGGCCAGGGAGAGUCGGGUAGCUGUGCAGGAGACUAUCUGCGAGCUAAUCUCCCACAUCGGUCUCCACUGCCCCACGGCGGCGGCGGCGCGCGCGGCGUGGAGACUAUUGAGUGAGGGGGCGGGCGCGGCGGCGGCGGCGGCGGCCGAGGCGCUGGGCAGCUUCGCUAUAACUAGUUAUGGGUUGAAGGAUGUGCCUGAGAUUUAUAGGAAGACAGUGAAACUGCCUCCGUCCUUCUGCAAGACGCCGGAAGACGCCGCGAGGAACCCUGCGGACGUACUAGAUUAUAUACCAGGAGAAAUCUGGCCCGAAGUCUUCAAGUACAGUCCGCAAGACGCGCUCCCGUCCAUCCGUAGCCUCUGCUCCAAGUUGAUAUCUACAGAGAUACGGGGCUUCCGCAGCGGAGUGUACUCGGGGGCGGCGGGGGGCGCGGGGGGCGAGCCCAGUGCUAUGACGUACCUGCCCCCGCAUAGUGUGUUGAGGGCGCUGGCUGGGUGUGUUAGGAAGAGGGCCACAGCCCCGUCCUACGACUGCCCUGACAUCGUCUACCUGCACAUUCUGCAAACCCUCGCUAUGGAGUACCCAAAGCCGCUGCCGCCCAUGGACUGGUGUUUCCUUCAAGAGUUGUUCCACGCGGGCGCUUGCUGGCGGCGUCCCACGCUCGAGCUGGCGGCCCGGCAGGCCAGUACCAGCGGGUCGGCAAGAAGGUUCCUGGAGAAUUACCUGGUGGGAGUGGAGCCGGGGAGUAUGGAGGAAUCAGAAAUCCUAGACAUAUUCGAAAUGCUGCCGCCAUUAUGUCGCAACUUGCCGCCAAACAGCAUACGAACCCCAAUAGAGAAAUGCCUCACACAUUCAUACAAUCAAAUAGCGCACUUCAAGACCACGAGUGUGAAAUGUGAAGAAGUGAAUCAGCUGAUGUUUGUGAGGCAACUGGGGUUGGUUAAAGUAUGCUUGGAGAAUGAUAAGAUACACGACGCGAAUAGAACUCUAAUGGAACAGAUAGUGGAGCCUUAUUUCUCCACUCUGGGUGUUGACCAUGUGGCGUGGCCGGCGUAUGUGGAGCUGUGUGCCGCGCUCUCUCCCGCGCUGCUCGAGCGACUCACGUCGCCCGCCUCGUGGUGGACUGUCGAAGGCAGCCAGCUACGCGCGGCGGCGUCGGUGCUGGCUCGAGUGGAGCACCGCGGAGCCAGAGCAGACCUCAUCGACGCCGCCAUGGCCAUGCCACAAGAGCACCAGUUCGUCCUCGAGUGUAUGCACAAAGCCGCUUUGUCAGCGACUGACGAAUCAGCUGCCAGAGCCUGGACGCUGCAACUCAUGGCGCGGGCGCAGAGGGCUUUUGUUGAAUCAGACAGCGACUCUGCAAAACUCUUCCUAUGGGACGUGUUUGUUCUGAGCGCCAUCACAACGUCUGGUCUGUGGUCGCUAGCCGACGACCACAGACUAGCGUCGGGGCGCGCGCUGCGGCUGUCUCUGUUCCCCGCGGCUAUAGCCAGUCUGUGCGAGAGGGAUGGCUGGAGGGACGCUGCUCCACAGGUGCUAGAGUGUCUGUGCCACACUCGCGACACGAUCGCCGACGCCGCCACAGCCCUCUCCUGCCACCGAGCCAUCCUCACUAUGAAGACGCAGCCACAUGUCAACACGCACUUCUGGGCUAAAGCUGUGCAUUAUAGGACGAGAUACGACUGAAGUGUGAUUUGUGAUGUUAUGAUUAUUUGAAAUGUUAGUAUUUUUUAUUUAAUAAAUGUUGAUGUUAAUGUAAAUAUCAGAUUAUGAAAUUGUUAUAUAUUCAUGUUUAUGCAUAUAAAUAAGACAUCAUGUUAUCUGAAGUGACCUUAUUUGUA
Messenger RNA from Plutella xylostella (diamondback moth), 4427 nucleotides. The record is from RefSeq and is a predicted model, not a curated record. Lineage: Eukaryota; Metazoa; Arthropoda; Insecta; Lepidoptera; Plutellidae.